Messenger RNA from Rattus norvegicus (Norway rat), 1025 nucleotides. Lineage: Eukaryota; Metazoa; Chordata; Mammalia; Rodentia; Muridae. The record is from RefSeq and is a predicted model, not a curated record.
AUGAGUGUUGUAGUGACAACCAGAGUUGAUGUUGAUGGAGAAGAGUCUAGAGUGAAGCAAACGAAACCUAAAGAGACCUGCAGACAAACGUCAUCCCCUGAAACUGUCCUAAGCAAGGUGCAGUCCAAUGAGGAAGAGGAGAGGCUGAAUAGAGAACUGGAGCUAACUACCAAGGAGAGAAAUGAGCUGACAGAUCGCCUCCUUUAUGUGACAGGUGGAUCCAUGAACAAGAGCCCCUACUUCAGGCCAAAUCCAUUUUAUGAAAAAUUGAAGAUAAGGGAGAAAGAGGUCAUGUCAUUGCUGCACAACUUAGACAUAAAGAACACUGAACAUCGUGAGAAAUUUCAGGAGCUCAAGAAGGAGAUUAACUUCUAUAGGUCUCAGGAGCUGCAGGAGACAUGGAAUAGGACAGAUCCCAGGAAGACAGCCCCCUGAAGAAUGAGUUUCUCUCUCAGGAGUUCCCUGCUGACGACAAUCCUCAACAGUCAAAGACUUCUUGUGGGUGAAUAUUCUUCUAUUCAGUUAAUUUCCUCAACGUCUAGAAACUCUAAAUUCAUGUAUCCAUAUGCCGGCCUGUCUGAUUGAGGUCUUUCUCCUUUCUCAUACCGACAACACCAUUUGAGAGACAAAUGAGCGGACUGCCUUGACAUCUCGAGUCCUAGAGGAGAAACAGCACUACAACUGUGUUUCUAAAUGUUUAUUAAGAAAAUGCUGUUAAGAAAUAGUCUUGGGGCACAGGUCUUCCUGGUUGCUGCCGCUGCAGAGAGCCCGUGGGGAGCACCCCACGAGCGAACCUGAGCCUCGGGACCACAGGUAAGACCAAAUUUUCUGCUGCAAGAAAGCUGCCUGGUGAGCUUGGGACACAGGAAAGCAGAAUUUCUCUAGGACCAGGCACGUUCUGUGUUUACCGGAAGUCCCACACCCGCGGAUCCCGGCCCGCAGCAGCUCUCUGCUCCCAGACCCGGUGAGAGAGAGACCCAACCGCCUGGUCAGGUGGGCACUCCUGAGGCUGCAGAGCGGAAGAG